Messenger RNA from Amblyraja radiata (thorny skate), 2341 nucleotides. RefSeq names its product general transcription factor II-I repeat domain-containing protein 2A-like. The record is from RefSeq and is a predicted model, not a curated record. Gene Ontology annotation, molecular function: protein dimerization activity. The coding region runs from base 73 to 1947 and encodes 624 amino acids. The transcript has 2 exons. NCBI's taxonomy places the organism in Eukaryota, Metazoa, Chordata, Chondrichthyes, Rajiformes, Rajidae.
CGACGUCGGCGCCAAACCCGCUCCGUCAGCUCAGCGCCCUCCAUCUUACCUCAGCGCUCACCGGCCCGAACUAUGCGCAGCAACCUUCCCUCGACCGCCGAGCCGCCGCCGCCGCCGCCGCCGCCCCCACGGGGGGGAGUUUACCCGCAAACCCCAAUGGCUACAAAACGCAGGAAGGUGGAUGCUGAGUGCCGAAUCUUCCAGGGCAUUUGGACAGAAAAGUACUUCUUUAUACAGCACUUCGGCACGCCCACAUGCCUUAUCUGCCACGCAAGUGUUAGUGUGAACAAGGAGUUCAACAUCAGGCGGCACUAUGUAACAAAACAUCCAAAAUUCAGUGAAAUUAUUGGGCAAGCAAGGAAGCAUGAAGUUCAUAACCUUAAAUGGAGCCUGGCAAAUCAGAUGUUGAAGAAACAAGGUGUGGAAUCAGAGAGGAACACGCUUGCUAGCUACGCGGUUUCUAAGUUGAUAGCAGAAAAUAUGAAGCCCGUCACUGACGGAGAUUUUGUGAAAGAAUGUUUGAUGGCAGUUGUGGAAAUUCUGUGUCCCGAGAAAAAGGUUUCAUUUUCAAAUGUCAAUCUCUCUGCAAGAACAGUUGCACGACGAAUAGAAGAAAUGUCAGCAGAUGUGAAAAGCUGUUUGAAGGACUAUUGCAGAAAUUUCCAGUUCUUCUCAAUAGCCCUCGAUCAGAGUACAGAUACCAAAAACACCGCUCAGCUUGCAGUGUUUGUACGUGGAGUAACUUCAGAUUUUGACACUGUUGAGGAGUUUGUUCAACUGGUACACAUGAAGGGUGCUGCCAUAGGAGUAGAUAUUCUUGUGGCAUUGCUCAAGUGUACCACAGACAUGGAGCUGGAUCUAUCUAAGUUAGUAUGCGUAGCAACUGAUGGAACGCCAGCAAUGGUUAGAGAAAAAAAAGGUGCUGUGGCUAUGCUUCAAAGCCACAUGGAAGGCCUUGAAAUUAACCACGAGUUUAAAAAAAUGCACUGCCUAAUCCACCAUGAAGCACUGUUCGCCAAGUCUUCAAAUGUGAAGGAUGUGAUGGAGGUAGUGGUAAGAGCAGUAAACCUGCUAUUGUCACGGGGACUAAACCACCGUCAGUUUCAACAACUUUUCUCGGAAGCAGAGGCCCAGUAUGGAGACCUGCUCUAUUUCUGCGACGUUCGGUUGCUCAGUCGAGGUGCAAUGUUAGAAAAAGUAUACGCUCUUCGGGAAGAAAUAGCAACAUUCCUCGAAGGUAAAAAUGUGAGUGCCUCAGAAUUUCGCGAUCCUAAAUGGCUUUCGAGUCUAGCAUUUCUGGUAGAUUUAACAGCUCAUUUAAACAACCUCAACUCGCAACUUCAGGGAAGAAAUCAACUCGUACAUGAUAUGUGUGGACACAUCGUCGCCUUCGAAACAAAACUACGACUGUGGGAAUGCCAGCUUGAGAAAUCAUGCUACGCUCAUUUCCCCAAACUCCAGGAGACCCAACCGACAGACACCAACACAUUUGUGACUGUGAUACGUGACUUGAAAACUGAGUUUUCUUCACGUUUCGCUGACAUUCGCUCACACACAAGCGAAUUCAGGCUGUUUGCCACUCCAUUUGACGUGGACAUCGACAAUGCACCAGAAAAUGUUCAAAUGGAACUUAUUGAGAUGCAGUGCAGCGAUGUAUUAAGAACUAAAUUUAAUGCAACGGACAUAUCUCUACUAGAGUUCUACAAGAAAUAUCUCCAUGAAACUGGUAGGUAUACCAACUUAGUAGAUCACGCAAAAAAAAUGACAUCAAUGUUCGGCAGUACUUACAUGUGUGAGCAACUCUUCUCAAAAAUGAAAUACACGAAGAGUAAAUUAAGAAACCGACUGACUGAUGCCCAUUUAGAUGGCAUCUUGCAUCUGGCCUCUUCCAACCUGUCACCUGAUAUUGAGAGACUAUCGAGUGUAAAACAACAAGUGUCACACUAACUGCUAUGAGACAGACAAACAGACUGACGGAGAGGGGUGAGGGUAGUUUCAAUACCAGUGUCUCAAACUAACUUUGUUCUGGACUUUGUUCAGUUCACUUUGUUCAGUAGUCAAGUCAAGUCAAGAGAGUUUAUUGUCAUAUGUCCCAGAUAGGACAAUGAAACCUUGCUUGCUGCAGCAAAACAGAAUAUUGUAAGCUUAAAUGCAGAACAGUUCAGUUCAAUAUACACAUAUAUGUAUGCAGUAGACAAAAUAUUGCUAAGUGGGACCCAGCAUCACACGGGAGAGCUGGUCCCCCAAUGCAAUAUUCCAACUCUCCACCAAUUUCAAUAUUGGUGGCCAGUGGGGGGGGGGGGGGGCUUUCUGGAGUGCUAGUAUGGGUGUUGUGGGCUGA